Messenger RNA from Schistosoma turkestanicum, 569 nucleotides. NCBI's taxonomy places the organism in Eukaryota, Metazoa, Platyhelminthes, Trematoda, Strigeidida, Schistosomatidae. The record is from the annotation of a GenBank genome assembly.
CUUUGGUGUUGGUUGAUAAUUGUUUUGAAUUUCAAAUGAGCUUCCAUUGUGGAAAUUCUGCACUUACUUUGGUGAUCGGAGCCUUCACAUCUGCAUCAGAUCCACUUUGCUCGUCAAUGACGCUGCCCAGAUAUGUGAUGGUUUUUACAUCUUCCUGAGCAUCUCCAUCAAGAGCGAUUUAAUUGGACUUUGGUAUGAACAACAAAUUCAAGGAAGACUUCCCUAACGAAUUACAUGGCAAACUAGCUCCUGAAGAAUUUGAAGAAAGUAUACGUAAAAUUAACGAGCGCUUGGAAAAUUCACUACCCAGUCAUGUUAGAUGGUUUGUUUGCGGGCUGUUGUGCUGUUGUUGUACAGCUGGGUGCUCACUAUGGCCAGUAAUUCAUUUAAGCAGACGAACCAAAAGAGACCUACAGAAAAUACUAGAAGCUGAAAAUAUUCGGUUGUAUUGUAAUAUUGGUUUGCGUUUGUCUUUGGUCAAACAGCGAUCUUCUGAAACUACAACACUGAUGGAAUAUGUUCUUCGAAUAGAUCAAUUGCCAAAGGCGUGUAUUUAUUUCCCUGAUUGA